Molecule: messenger RNA, 2134 nt
Organism: Apis cerana (Asiatic honeybee)
Lineage: Eukaryota; Metazoa; Arthropoda; Insecta; Hymenoptera; Apidae
Biological process (GO): negative regulation of phosphatase activity
Molecular function (GO): phosphatase binding
Source: RefSeq, a predicted model, not a curated record
GAUUUGCUUUUUAUUUAAUUAAUUAACCUAUCUUUUUACUAAUUCAAUUAUUACGAAUAAAAUGUUAUUAUUCUAAUAUUUAAAAAUGGAAGAUAGAUAUUUUGCAUGGGACGAAAUUUCUGAUGGAUUAAUUUUAAUAAGUACACAAAAGACCGAAGAUGAACACGUUAAAAAAAUUAAACAAAAAUCUGAUCCUGUUUAUCAAUCAAAGGUGUAUUGUCCACAUGCAUACUUAAUUUUAAAUUUUCAAGAAACCUUAAGUCAACGUGAAAAGUUACGAUUUAGAAGAUAUUAUUUAAGAAAAGUAUCUCCAAGUGAACCAGAUGUUAUUAUUUUACAAGAUAUAAAAGAUCUUGUAAUGUUUUUAUUGAUCAGUCCUAUAAGUCCUCAGUUUAUAAAUUUUUUCCAUUUACCAAUUGUUGAUCGUUUUUUAAGAGCUGCAAUACUUUAUUUUCAAUAUUAUGUGAUAACAUGGGAAGAAUUAAUGAAGGAACGUGCAGCUACUAUGAAAAAAGCACCAAAUCCUUUGGCUCAGGGUUAUAGAUUUAGAUAUGCAGAAGAAAUGCAAAAUCUUCGUUGUGUUUUAGGUAGAGAAUAUGCUGAUUUAAUAAUAGGAUGUCAAGAUGUUAUUCAAUAUCAUCAUAUGACAGGUGGAAAAAAAGGAACAUCUUUGACACAAUCACAAGGAGAAAAAGAUUUACGAAUAUUUGAAGUACUAAUUUGUAUGACACAUCGUAUUGUCUGGAUAGCUUUAGAACGCAAAUAUUUUAGUUUAAUUGAAAUAGAAUUGCAUAGAUUAUUUAGAACAGAAACAUAUAAUAUAGCAGAAAGACGAAGUAUAAGCCAUACUAUUCAGGAUAUGUUAUAUGAUGAUAUUAUAAUAUUGCAAGGUCAUAAAAUACAAGAAAAAAGGAAAUUAUUAAGAAAUUCUCCUUUAAUACAAGAAUUAAUAUAUUCGGAUUAUGAUUAUCGUCUUCUAUCUUUGGGAAUAGAAGAAAAUUAUGAUGAUGAACGUAUUCUUUAUUUAAAAUAUGCUCUUGUUAUUGAAGAAGAUAAAUUACGUGAAUUGGGAAUAAAAGUAGGAAUUUUAGGAGAAAACAGAGCAAAUUAUGAUAUUACUCUAAUGCCUUUAGAAGAAAAAGAUGAAGAACAAGACAAAAUUCAAUUAUCUGAAAGAAAAAAAUAUGAAAAAAGUAUUAAAGAUACAGUGCAAGAUAUAGAAAUACCGAUAAAAAUUCGAAGACUUCCAUUAUUUCAAACUAAACCUGAUCUGACACGAGAUUUUUCGAUGAAAACUAUAGAUAUAUCACCAAAAGGCUAUAAAAUUGCUCGAGAAAGAGCAAGAAAGAAUUGGUUGAUGAGAGAAUUAAAACGUCAGAAACAUACUGAAUACGAUACAUAUUCAGUAUCAACACUAUUAGAAUGAUUACUUAAAAACAAAUUAAAAAUUAUAAGUAUAAAUAUCUAAAUCAAUAUCAAUAUUUUUUUUUACGUUUCAUAUUUAUUUGUUAAAUCUUAAAAAGAAGUUUUUACUAACAAAAUCUUUUUAUGAAAUGUUUUUAAUCCAAAUAUAAUAUAAUUUGUAUUAUUAUAAUUUAGAUUACUUUUAAUUAUAUUAAAAUUUUUUAAAAAAAUUUGAAAUUUUUUUUUAAAUAUCAGUUAUUAAAAUAUAUUCUUUAAAAGAAUAUUUAUGCAAACUUAAAUUAAAAAUAUAUUAUUUUAUCAAUAAAUUAAAAAUUUUAAUAUUAUAAUAUAAUAUGUUUAUAUAUGACAAAUAAUAAAAAUAAUUGAUAUAUUCUAUCAAUUAUCGAAUAUAAAACUAUUCACAUUGCUAUGAUAAACUAUAUAUCUAUAUAUAAGUAUAUAUCAUUGAUAUUAUUUACAAUAAUAUCACAUGAAUAGAUAUAAAUUUCAGUUUUUAUUAGUUUUAUAAUUAAAUAAAUAAAAUUUAUAAAUUUAUUAUUUGUAACAAAUAUAUACUUAUUUACAAGAAAAUUAUUAUAAAUUAUUACAUAUCAUGAUAUGCAAGAGAUAAUUAAAAUAAAUAUUUCAUAUGAUAAAUAAGAAAUAAUAACAAAAUACUAUUCUUAAAUGUUUUUCAAAAUAAAAUAAAAUAAAAUAAAUAGAACACAAA